Epithele typhae is the source of this 921-nucleotide messenger RNA. RefSeq lists its product as uncharacterized. The transcript is spliced from 2 exons. Gene Ontology annotation, cellular component: nucleus. The coding region runs from base 1 to 921 and encodes 306 amino acids. Gene Ontology annotation, biological process: positive regulation of transcription from RNA polymerase II promoter by galactose. Gene Ontology annotation, molecular function: zinc ion binding; RNA polymerase II cis-regulatory region sequence-specific DNA binding; DNA-binding transcription factor activity, RNA polymerase II-specific. The record is from RefSeq and is a predicted model, not a curated record. Lineage: Eukaryota; Fungi; Basidiomycota; Agaricomycetes; Polyporales; Epitheliaceae.
AUGCCCUCCGACCACCCCUCUUAUCCCCACCAGCGAGGGUGCGCCCCUGGGCCCCACAGUGACCAGCAGUCCACCAACAACGCCGGUGUGGCCGCAUCGCUCGACGCAUCGCUUUCUGGACAAGAACAGGGGCUUGACCCGCGCUAUUAUUCUGAUGGAACUCAACAGUACCUCGUUAUCGGCUAUUCCGGUGCCGGAAGUCAUCCAACGGGCUCGUAUGCGCCGGCCACCUUCCCUCCCACCGCUUGUCCUCCCGCGAUGCGGCACUCUGCCUCGUACUCUCCCGGCCAGUAUCCAUCCGGUCACCCCUCCGGCUACCAGCCAUCGUUUCAGCAGGGCUCUUCGACGAUGUCGGGCGUGGCCGCCCCGGUCUACGCGUACCCUCAGCACCCACACUCGAGUGCGCACUUGACUCAGGGUGCACACCAGCAACACCCCUACCAGCAGAUGUACCCGCAUCUUCAGCAUCCCGGACAACAGCCGCACUCUUCCCAGUAUGACGCCGGCUACGACCCUGCCUUCUUCGUGGACGACUUCGAUAGCUCGAGCGUGGGCGAGAGCGAACCCGGGGGCAGCUUGAGGAGUAAAUCCAAGAUCGCCCUUGAUCCCAGCCAGCCUCUGACCGUCGACGGAAAGCCCCGCGAGCGAGUUUACGUGGCCUGUAACCGAUGCCGUGUCCGCAAGCUCCGCUGCGACGGCGCAAAGCCCGCCUGUCUCAACUGCCAACGCUUGGAGGGCGAGGCCUGCGUCUACCCCGACCAACCCAGGCGGCGCGGCCAGGACAAGGCGCAGCGCACGCGCUCGGCCGUCGGGACGCGCACGCCCCGCCGUCCCGCAGCCCGCAAAGACUCGAAGGACUCGGCAGGGAGCGUCAGCCCUGGCGCAGGGCCCGACUCUGGUGGGCAGUGGGCACUGUACUAG